AUGGCAAGGGAUAGAUUAUCUGCACCGGACAACAAAGAAGUUCGCAUAAGGUUGAUUGGCACAAGAUCAAAUGAUUCAAGACAAUAUACAACACCUACCGCAACAGAAAUUGUUGGUCUCAUUGUUGGAGAUUUUGGUGAAUCAAAUGGACGAAGAGAUAUAGUUAUUGAGCAUAAAACAGAUGGCCUGCAGAGAAUAAAAGAAUAUCAUCCAAAAUUCAUGGCAAUGCAAUAUCCUCUGUUAUUUCCAUAUGCUGAGGAUGGAUUUCACCUAGACAUUUAUUAUUCUCAAAAUCAUGCAAAAAGAAAGAAAAAGAAAAAAAGAAAAAAAGUUACCAUGAGAGAAUAUUAUGCUUACCGGAUACAACAGAGGCCCUGUGAAGCAAAUACUCUUAUUAUUGGUGGUCGACUGUUCCAACAAUACGUUGUUGAUGCAUUCACGGCAAUAGAAGAAGAGCGACUGCGCUGGGUUAGACAGAAUCAAACAGUGUUGCGUACGGAUCUGUACAGAAAUGUAUGUGAUGCAGUUGUGCGUGGAGAUACAAUAGCUGCUGCUACUGGGAAGAGAAUCGUUUUGCCAUCUUCUUUUACAGGUGGCCCUCGAUAUAUGGUUCAAAACUAUCAAGAUGCCAUGGCCAUAUGCAGGACAUUUGGAAAUCCUGAUAUCUUCAUGACAUUUACUGCUAAUCCAAAGUGGCCAGAGAUUCAAUACAUGCUUCAGAAAAUACCAGGUCAAUCUGUCGAUGAUAGACCGGACAUCAAGACAAGAGUUUUUAAAAUGAAACUUGACCAGCUAAUGAAACACAUAGUGGAGGGGCAAUAUUUUGGUAAAAUUAUAUCAGCCAUUUAUACCAUAGAGUUUCAAAAAAGAGGUCUGCCACAUGCACACAUACUAUUAUGGUUGCACCCAAGCAAUAAGUAUCCCACCCCGGAGGAUAUAGAUAAGAUUAUUACUGCAGAAAUGCCAUCUAAGGAAGAUGAUCCAGAAUGUUUUAAUGCGGUAAAACAGUUCAUGCUGCAUGGACCGUGUGGAGAUGCAAAUAUAAAUGCACCUUGCAUGAUUGAUGGUAUUUGUAGUCGAAAAUUUCCCAAAAGUUUUUUCGAUGAAACAACAAUAGAUAGAGAUGGGUUCCCGACGUAUAGAAGGAGGGACGAUGGAAGACAUGUGAUAAAAGGAGAUAUCAAUUUAGACAAUCGGUAUGUGGUUCCAUACAAUCGAGGUUUGUUGCUGGCAUUUCAAGCACAUCUAAAUGUUGAAUGGUGCAACAAGUCAAGGGCCAUAAAGUACCUAUUUAAAUAUCUUCACAAGGGCCCAGAUAGAGCAAUAAUGGUAAUAGAAGAUAAUGUUUUGGGCAACAGAAGCACAAAUGCAACUCAUAUAACAAUGGUUGAUGAGGUCAAAACAUUCUUGGAUUGUAGGUAUGUAUCGGCAUGUGAAGCAUGUUGGAGGAUAUUCAAUUUUGACAUACACUACAGAAAUCCGGCUGUUAUGAGAUUGAGCUUUCAUUUGCCAGAAGAACACUCAAUCACUCUAAGAGAUUCAGAGCAAUUGUCAGACGUAAUUUCAAAGGAAGGAGUUGAACAUACUAUGUUUACAGAAUGGAUGCUAAUGAAUUCAAUGAGCUCGGAAGCACGUACAUUAACGUAUUCUGAGUUUCCCAAAAAAUUUGUUUGGGACGAGACAAAAAAAAAGUGGAAAAAACGGAAAGCUGGAAGAACAAUCGGAAGAAUUUAUUAUGCACAUCCAACUAGCGGGGAGAAAUAUUACCUCAGAAUUUUACUGAAUAUUGUUCAUGGUCCAACAAGCUAUGAAGAAAUAAAGACAGUGGGAGGGGUGACUUAUCAGACAUUCAAAGAAACAUGUAAUGCUCUUGGGCUAUUGAAUGAUAACAGAGAGUGGAAUGAUGCAUUGAAUGAAGCAUCACAGUGGGCCACAGGCACUCAAUUAAGAGAGUUAUUUGUUACCAUUUUGCUUUAUGGAGAAGUGGCAGAUAUAGGGAAACUAUGGGAAACUAAUUGGAAAACGUUGUCUGACGAUAUUGUCUACAAAAAGAGAAUAUUGUUUCAACACUCCAGAUUGGAGCUUAAUGAUGAACAGAUUCAAUCAUACUGCUUGAUUGAAAUUGACAAGAUUUUGGUUCGUGCUGGAAGUUACCUUUCUGAUUUUGAUGGAAUGCCGUUGCCAAAUAGUGAAUCCUUUGAAGCCACGGAAAACCGACUUAUUGUGGAAGAGCUUAGUUAUAAUGUUGAUGACCUGAAAAAAGAACACGAAAGAUGUCAUCCAUUGUUGAACGAACAGCAGAUUGAUAUAUAUAAUAAUGUUAUAAAUGCUGUCAACACUAAUAUUGGUGGACUCUACUUCGUGUAUGGCCAUGGAGGGACUGGCAAGACUUUUCUAUACAGAACAAUUAUUGCAAAACUCAGGUCAGAAAAAAAGAUAGUACUUGCUGUUGCUUCUUCAGGUAUUGCAUCCCUCUUGCUUCCUGGAGGAAGGACCGCUCAUAGUAGAUUUAAAAUUCCUCUUGAGAUCUAUGAAGACAGCACAUGCUCAAUAAACCAAAAUACUCAUCUAGCUGAUCUAAUGGUUCAAACAGAUCUCAUAAUCUGGGAUGAAGCACCAAUGACUCAAAGAUAUGCUUUUGAAGCUCUUGAUAGGACACUUAAAGACAUAAUUGGUUUCAAAUUUCCGGAUAGGGCAGAGCAACCAUUUGGAGGAAUGACAGUUCUUCUUGGAGGAGAUUUUAGGCAAAUACUUCCUGUAAUACCAAAAGGUCGAAUACAUGAUAUAAUUCAAUCAUGCAUCAACAAGUCUUUUUUGUGGGACUACUGUACAAUAUUUUCAUUGUCCAAAAGCAUGAGGGUCAGAAAUACUACCUCUACAGGCAAAGAACAUGAUGUGAUACGUGAAUUCAAUAAAUGGCUACUUCAACUUGGUGAUGGAAACAUUCAAGCACAAAGCCGACGUGGUGAAGAUUUUGCAUCGUGGACGACGAUACCAGAUCAAUAUCUUAUCCCACCAAUGGGUGAUCCACUCAAACAAAUUGUGGAUAACACUUACCCAGAAUUAAAGAGCCAUCUGUGGGAUGAAGAAUAUUUCAGGGAAAGAGCAAUACUCACUCCUCUAAAUGAAACAGUUGAUGAAAUCAAUAAUUAUAUUGUUCAGUUUACUGAUGGAGAAACAAAACAAUACAGAAGCUCAGACGAGAUUGACAAGACAACUGACAACAUAUCAGAUCAAGAGCUCAUGUAUCCUGUGGAAUUUCUAAACUCCUUAAAUAUUAAUGGAUUUCCAAGACAUUGUUUGGAGCUUAAAGAAGGAAUGCCUAUUAUGUUAUUGAGGAAUAUCAAUCCGGCAUUAGGAAUGUGUAAUGGAACAAGACUUAUUAUUACGCAUCUAGGAGAGCGAGUAAUAGAGGCUAAAAUAAUUACAGGAUCUAACGUUGGUUCAAAGGUGCUAAUCCCCAGAAUUGUUCUUACUUCUAACGACUCUAAAUGGCCUUUUCUGUUGCGCAGGAGGCAGUUUCCAAUUAAGGUGUGCUAUGCAAUGACAAUAAACAAAAGUCAAGGCCAGUCAUUAAAUUAUGUGGGAUUAUAUUUGCCAAGACCUGUAUUUAGUCAUGGACAACUAUAUGUUGCCUUUUCAAGAGUCACUUCCCCAGAGGGACUGAAAAUUCUAAUUGUUGAGCGUGAUGAGAAUUAUGUACAAUACACGAAAAAUGUAGUGUACCAUGAGGUAUUUAGUGGUCUUCCUCAAUGUAAAUAUAUUUGA
This is a messenger RNA of Medicago truncatula (barrel medic), 3768 nucleotides long. RefSeq lists its product as uncharacterized. The record is from RefSeq and is a predicted model, not a curated record. Gene Ontology annotation, biological process: telomere maintenance; DNA repair. Gene Ontology annotation, molecular function: DNA helicase activity. Bases 1 to 3768 code for a protein of 1255 amino acids. Lineage: Eukaryota; Viridiplantae; Streptophyta; Magnoliopsida; Fabales; Fabaceae. The transcript is spliced from 4 exons.